Molecule: messenger RNA, 1251 nt
Organism: Knipowitschia caucasica
Lineage: Eukaryota; Metazoa; Chordata; Actinopteri; Gobiiformes; Gobiidae
Source: the annotation of a GenBank genome assembly
AUGGAAAUUACACUGAAAGGAUUCCCCAUAAAGGUGGCCAGCAUCCCAUGGAGGAACAACAACCUGAGCUCUCUGCACUCUGAGCCCCAGCUGUCUGAGCAAGGGGAGACUAUCAUCGGCAUCUACCUUCUAAUACUGGGAUGGCUGUCGUGGUUUGGGAACAGUUUGGUGAUCUUCGUCCUGUACAGACAGAGAGCCACGCUGCAGCCCACAGACAUCCUCACCCUCAACUUAGCCAUUUCUGACGCUAGCAUCUCUGUGUUCGGAUACUCCAGAGGCAUCUUCGAGAUAUUUAACAUCUUCAAAGACAACAAAUACCUCAUCACCUGGAUAUGGACGUGUCAGGUCGACGGCUUUUUCACGCUGCUGUUUGGCCUCACUAGCAUCAACACUUUGACCGUCAUAAGCAUCACCAGAUAUAUUAAAGGGUGCCAUCCAAACAAAGCUCAAUGCAUCAGUAUGAGCUCCAUAGCUGUGUCUCUUGUCUGCAUUUGGACCGGAGCGGCGUUUUGGUCGGCUGCUCCGCUGUUUGGAUGGGGAAGCUACACAGACCGGGGCUAUGGCACAUGUGAGGUGGACUGGUCCAAAGCCAACUACUCCACCAUCCACAAGUCCUACAUCAUCUCCACUCUGAUCUCCUGCUUCUUCAUCCCGGUGGUCAUCAUGCUCACGUCCUAUGUCUCCAUCAUCAACACGGUCAAAAGCACCAACGCCAUGUCCGCAGACGGCCUCCUGACCUCACGCCAGAGGAAAAUGGAGCGUGACGUCACCAGGAUUUCCAUUGUGAUCUGCACUGCCUUCAUCAUGGCCUGGUCUCCAUAUGCGGUGGUGUCCAUGUGGUCGGCCUGGGGAUUUCAAGUGCCAAACACCACCAGCAUCAUCACCCGAAUGUUCGCCAAGUCCGCCAGCUUCUACAACCCACUCAUCUACUUCGGCAUGAGCUCCAAAUUCCGCCAAGACGUGUCGGUCCUCAUCCCCUGCUCCAGAGAACGCAAAGAUGUGGUGCGGCUGCGAAGGUUUAAGGACAUGAAAGGUAAAGGUGACGCCACGCCCCAGCCCGUGUCCAUUCUCGCUCGUGCCAAAAAGCAGGAAGUACGAUUCGAGACGGAGGAAAAGGUGCAGUGCAGAAAGGACAGUGAUUCGGGAGUGAACAGCCCCCCCGAGACCCCGCCAUCAGGGCCUCAGGAAAUCUACUACGUUAAAGUCCCGGACCACAUCGAGACUUCUGAGUACGUGUGUGACCGGCUCUGA